This is a messenger RNA of Lutzomyia longipalpis, 2172 nucleotides long. RefSeq names its product solute carrier family 23 member 2. Lineage: Eukaryota; Metazoa; Arthropoda; Insecta; Diptera; Psychodidae. Gene Ontology annotation, cellular component: membrane. The coding region runs from base 213 to 1967 and encodes 584 amino acids. The transcript has 4 exons. Gene Ontology annotation, biological process: transmembrane transport. Gene Ontology annotation, molecular function: transmembrane transporter activity. The record is from RefSeq and is a predicted model, not a curated record.
UUUGGCUGUGAGUGUUGAUUCUGUUCACUUCUUGACCAGACUUUUCUCUCACAGCUUGAAUAUGCGGAUAUAAAGCUCAAGUGGAACUAAAAUACUCUUCUAGUCUUUCAUUGUACGUUGAGGGAAUAACUUUGAGUGUUAGUUGAGUCCUCAAAGGAGGAAGGAGCGUGUGUGUUGUAAUUUGUUAAAAAAAAGAGAAGAAUCCGAGAAGAAUGGCACAGGAAAAUCAUUUAAAUGAAACGCUUCAAAUGACCACAACUGUGAGUAUUGGUGAAGCACCACAAAAUCCUGAUCCUGCUGCAGCAGCAAAGAAGAAGAAACGUGUCGACAUCACAUAUGGGAUUGAUGAUAUUCCUCCGUGGUAUUUGUGCCUCUUCCUCGCCAUUCAGCACUACAUGACCAUGAUUGGUGCCAUUGUCUCCAUUCCCUUCAUCCUCACUCCUGCUCUGUGCAUGGAGGAUGAAAAUCCAGCAAGAGGAGUAAUUAUUUCCACCAUGAUCUUCGUCACGGGAUUGGUAACGUGGUUUCAGGCAACCUGGGGCUGUCGAUUGCCAAUUGUUCAAGGGGGAACAAUUUCCUUCCUUGUCCCAACACUGGCAAUCCUCCAUCUACCUCAAUGGCAAUGCCCGGAUAAAGAGGCAAUGGGAGCGAUGUCCUUUGAUGAAAAGGAAGAGCUGUGGCAAGUUAGAAUGCGGGAACUUUCAGGGGCUAUAGCUGUGGCUGCCCUCGUUCAAGUCUUCAUUGGGUAUACUGGAUUCGUGGAGCGCCUCAUUAAGAUCAUCACUCCUCUUACAAUUGUACCAACUGUUGGUCUUGUAGGAUUAACACUGUUUGAGCAUGCAGCUGCUACGGCUUCAAAGCACUGGGGGAUUUCUGUGGGAACAACAGCUAUGCUCACAUUGUUCUCCCAGGUGAUGGUUAAUGUGAACGUUCCUGUGGUGAAGUACAGAAAAGGACAUGGCCUGGAGACGCAACCUUUUGCACUCUUCAAACUCUUUCCCGUUCUCCUGACUAUUGCCAUAAUGUGGGGUCUCUGUGGGCUCCUCACACUGUUUGAUGUCUUCGAACCAGGAAAUCAAGCACGCACGGAUGCGCGACUUUUAGUCCUCACAGACGCUUCGUGGUUCCGCAUCCCAUAUCCAGGACAAUUUGGCGUUCCCACGGUCACACUUGCAGGGGUUCUGGGGAUGCUGGCUGGUGUACUGGCUUGCACAGUGGAAUCAGUGAGCUACUACCCGACUGUGUCGCGAAUGUGUGGUGCUAAGUGCAUUCCAGCACAUGCCCUAAAUCGUGGGAUUGGCGUUGAAGGAUUGGGUACAAUGCUUGCGGGUCUCUGGGGUAGUGGAAAUGGAACAAAUACCUUUGGGGAGAACGUUGGGGCCAUUGGAAUUACCAAAGUUGGCAGUCGUCGUGUUAUUCAGUGGGCAGCGGGGAUUAUGAUAGUUCAGGGAGUUGUGAGUAAAUUCGGAGCUGUCUUCAUGAUGAUCCCAGAUCCUGUAGUAGGGGGAAUUUUCUGCGUUAUGUUCGGCAUGAUUUGUGCCUUUGGCUUGGGUGCCCUGCAGUACGUUGAUCUCCAGUCAGCGAGGAAUCUCUACAUUCUCGGGGUUUCGCUCUUCUUCCCCAUGGUGCUGUGUUUGUGGCUCCAAAAGCAUCCGGGAGCUAUUUCAACGGGCAAUGAAACAGUUGAUUCAACACUUUCGGUUCUUUUGGGUACAACAAUUCUCGUGGGGGGAGCCAUAGGGUGCCUUCUGGAUCACAUUAUUCCGGGAACAAGAGAAGAGCGAGGCUUAGUAGCGUGGGAAAAGGAAAUUGAAUCUUUUUCGGAUGAUACGCAGGAAGGAGAGACAGAAACUUCAACCUAUUCAACUUAUGAUUUCCCAUUUGGGAUGAAUCUCUUGAGACGAUGGCGAUGGACGUCAAAGAUACCUUUUCUACCUACUUAUAAAUCCCCCGCCAAGAAGAAUUGAAGUUCUUCUUUGCAUUAGGAACCAUCUAUGUAUUGAUUUGUGGAAGAAAUUUUAAGAGAAAAUUCACGAAACCAAUAAAAUAUGAAUUUAAAGGCGUUUUGUUUGAAUCAGAAAAGUUCCUUAAGAAUUUUGUCUGUGAUUUCCAGCAUUAAUUUGCAAUUCAAAUUAAUUCUAGACUCAAUAAAAUAUCAUUAAAUGGUUUAAA